Rotaria socialis is the source of this 483-nucleotide messenger RNA. The record is from the annotation of a GenBank genome assembly. Lineage: Eukaryota; Metazoa; Rotifera; Eurotatoria; Philodinida; Philodinidae.
AUGAAACGAACUCGUAUGUCUCUACCAAUGAAUUUAUUUAUUUUUCUCGCCUGGUUCUCUUAUGGCGCAAUUCAUACUCAAGCAUUCAAUUGUUACGACUGCUGGGGUGUCUUGGCACCAGGUUGCGGCGAACCAUUCAAGCCAGACGCUGCUGGUGUCACUGUAAAGCCAGCUACUUUGAAUCAAAGUUGUAUUGCUUCGAGAGAAACUCAUGUAGACGGAAGUGAAGGUAUUGCACGAGCGGUGGUUGAUCUUACAGAGUGUACUUUUGGUAAGAACCAAUGUCAAAUUGAACUAAACGGCGAUGUCACGAAAACUACGUGCUGUUGUUCAUCAGAUUUAUGUAAUGGUCACGUGUUUACUCCAGGAAGUACAACUAUAAGUCAUUCUGCCGGGUGCUCUAUAUUUUUGCAAGCAACGCUAUUCAUUUUUAUGUUAUUUCUUCAUUGUAUUAUGUCUGAAGUCGUAUACGUAUCCAUUUGA